AUGGGUUUAUGCUGUGUGAGAAUCACACCAUACGUAUUUUUCUUCUUCAAUCAUAUUUUCUUUAUCCUGGGAGCUCUGAUUGUAGGCUGUGGGGUAUGGAUCUUGACUGAGAAAGCCCCCUUCACCUUGUUCCUGCAGGCCUCCUCACCCUUGAUCAAGGUGGGCAUCUACGUCCUUAUUGGAGUCGGGGGUAUUUUAUUGCUGAAGGGGUUCCUGGGCUGUGCAGCCACUUUAUUUGAGAUCCAGUGUUUUUUGGGCCUGUAUAUCAUCUGCCUGGUGCUCAUCUUCGCAGCCCAGAUGGCAGCUGGGCUCUUUGUGUACUUUCAGGAUACAACUCUCAGAACCAAAGUAUCGGAUACUUUCACACAGCUUCUUCAGACUUACAACUCAACAGAUAAAGUGAAUAAAAGCCUGGAGACCGUGCUGGACUAUGUCCAGGUCCAUUUCUCUUGCUGUGGCUGGACUGGACCAGAAAAUUGGGUGGUCAACAUGGCCCUUCAGGAGAGAAACUUGACCUACUACCCCUGUUCCUGUGACAACAGCACCAUGACACAAGUGGGCUUUUGCCCCUUGGAGAAGGCAGCAGCCUCUCAAAACAUCACGGUGAAUGACUGGCCAGUUAGACAGCAGGGAUGUGAGAGAGCUGUCCAUACAUGGAUGGAGGAGAAUUUUGACAUUAUUAUUGGUGUCUCCAUAGGGUUGGUGCUCGCAGAGAUGUUGGGCAUAGUCCUUGCUUUUUGCCUCUGCAAGAAGAAAAGAUGGAGACUCUGA
This is a messenger RNA of Sceloporus undulatus (fence lizard), 771 nucleotides long. RefSeq names its product CD82 antigen-like. The coding region runs from base 1 to 771 and encodes 256 amino acids. Gene Ontology annotation, cellular component: membrane. The record is from RefSeq and is a predicted model, not a curated record. Lineage: Eukaryota; Metazoa; Chordata; Lepidosauria; Squamata; Phrynosomatidae. The transcript has a single exon.